UGGAGGACGCCCAGAGACAGAGGCGUCAGCAGCAGGAGCAGGAGCAGGAGCGGAGAGGCUCUGCCUGAGGCGGCUGGACGAAGUCUGGGCAAAAUGGCGACCGCCGGUCCCACCGACUCGGGCUCGACUGCCCCGCCAGGGUCUAGUGGAAGUCGAAAAAUGGCAUCACCAGAGGGUCCAGGGUCGUCUCAGAGCAUGAAGAAGACCAUUGGUCACAGAGGUGUUGACCCUACAGGAGAGACUACAUACAAAAAGACAACCUCCUCUGCACUGAAAGGUGCUAUCCAACUAGGCAUCACUCAUACAGUGGGGAGCUUGAGCCAGAAGGCUGAAAGAGAUGUCCUCAUGCAGGACUUUUACGUGGUAGAGAGCAUCUUCUUUCCUAGUGAAGGCAGUAACUUGACACCUGCACAUCAUCAUGGGGACUUCAGGUUUAAAACUUAUGCCCCCAUCGCCUUCCGUUACUUCAGAGAGCUCUUCGGCAUUCGACCUGAUGACUAUUUGUACUCCCUGUGUAAUGAUCCUCUGAUAGAGCUUUCUAACUCAGGAGCAAGUGGCUCUAUCUUCUAUGUCUCCAGUGAUGAUGAGUUCAUCAUUAAAACGGUCCAGCACAAAGAAGCAGAGUUCUUACAGAAACUACUGCCAGGAUAUUUUAUGAACUUGAACCAGAACAAGAGAACCCUACUGCCCAAGUUCUAUGGACUGUACUGCGUGCAGUCUGGUGGGAAGAACAUCCGAAUUGUUGUGAUGAACAACCUGCUGCCGCGCUCUGUCCCGAUGCAUCUCAAAUACGACCUGAAGGGCUCCACAUACAAACGUCGUGCCUCACCUAAAGAGCGGGAGAAGGGUGUGCCCACAUAUAAAGAUCUGGACUUCAUUCAGGACAUGCCUGAGGGCAUCCAGCUAGAACCAGACAAUUACAACGCUCUCAGCAAGACCAUCCAAAGGGAUUGCCUGUUAUUGCAGAGCUUUAAGAUUAUGGAUUACAGUUUGCUGGUUGGAAUUCAUAAUGUGGAUCAAGCCUGCCGUGAACGUGUCGGAACAGUAGAAAGCAAAGGGGCGGAGGGGGCAGUGACGCCAGACCAACGGAGGCCACAAGCGCAGAAAGCACUCUACAGCACUGCCAUGGAAUCCAUCCAAGGAGAGGCACGAGGGAAGGGCACACUGGACAGUGAGGACCAAUGGGGAGGCAUCCCAGCCAGAAACAGUAAAGGGGAGAGACUGCUGGUUUAUAUUGGAAUUAUUGAUAUUUUGCAGUCAUACAGAUUCAUUAAGAAGUUGGAGCAUUCCUGGAAGGCACUGGUUCAUGAUGGGGAUACAGUGUCUGUCCACAGACCAGGGUUCUACGCUGAGCGAUUCCAGCGCUUUAUGUGCAACACAGUGUUCAGAAAAGCAUUAAAGUCAUCCCCAUCAAAGAAGAGUCAGAGAGGUUGCCAGAGUGUGGUCAGAAGGCUUGCCAUGGGCAAUGCCCCUACUGCCCAGUCAAGCAGCCACACGCUUCCAGACGCUCGUCUGGUCUACCGGACCCACCCUAUGCAGCCUGACCCAGAUGCAGAGAACGGUAUGCAAUCAGGCAGACCUGAUUUACUCCCAAGGACCCCUCCCUUAGCUGGAGUUUCAACUGAAACUAAUCUGCCCAACUUUUCAGCGCCCUCAAUCAGGUCAGUAGGGGUGGAGGUUCACAAAUCUGCCAGCACAGAACCUGAGAACAGCACCCCCCACAGUUUGGGGGCCGAAGCUUUGGACGAACAUCUGGGGAAUGAAGAUGCCAUUUCUCUCAAAGACAUCAUUCCAGAGACCAACAUUUGUUUUUAAAAGAAGAGUAACCCUGAUGCCCCAACCCCUAAUGGAUCGAGAGUGUAGAAAAGAAAACGGGAGAGGGGAGAACUUGAAGUCAACGGAAUAUUUAGCCUUUUCUACCUGUGGAAGAGUGCUGGAAGGAUGGCCAAACCUUUGGAGUAACUGCACAGUGGUGAAGGAGAGGUGUAACAGAGAGGUUGUCUUAUCUCUCUUUCUCUCCAACACAGGGUAUGCUGCUAUAACUCCAGCUGUUAACUACAAGCAUCCAUCUCGACUCUUUACAGGCACCUUUCUCAAACACCUCACAUUGCUCUUAAAUGUACACACAUACUUCAUGCCACUCCAGUAUAUGCACACUCGUACAUGCACAAACGCACACAGCAGACUGAGGUGAAACGUUCUUUUACAUUUCUAUAAUACUAGAAUAUAUAUAUUAGCUGCCCUCUAAUUUUCCUACAGUUUUUGCAUCAUUAAGUAAUAUUUUUAAUAUUUGACAGUAAUGAUGUUGAAUAAGACCCUUUCAAAUUAGAGACUAGACUGGUUCAGUGCUCUAAUGAUUUUGUUACUUGAUCCCCUGUAACCUAGCACAUGAUGAUAAAAGUCAUAGUUAGUCGGUUGUAGAUGUGUGUUUACCAGUAAUCAGAAAUAGGGAGUGUACAUGCAUUAAAUUUGGUCUUAAAUGCUGCUGUAAGUUAAACUACAAUGCUGCACUGCAGUACAAAAAUCACUAUUCAAAAAACCUGAUGGUGAGAAAUGUGCCUAUGGUUUGAUAAUUGUUACAUUUACCCUGGUGCUCCUGAAAGUAUCCUACACUGUUGUGACUGGGAUCAUUGACUUCUCAUGCUGCAUAAUUCCAAACAGUGCAGAAUUACUUUAUACGUCUGCAUGAGCAGAUACAUCAGUAACAGCAUUUUAUAUUGUGAAGGCAGGUUACACAAUAUUUUUAUUAUUAUUUUCAAAUGUUUAUAUUUGAUAUUGACUUCAUAGAUUGUCCACUUCUGCUUGGUGGGAUUGCUUUUCUAGCUCCCCCCCCUGUUGAGAUCUGUGCCCUGUAAAAAUGAAGACAUCCACAAGGAUAAAAAAAAAAAAACACAGUUUUUAAAUUCCAUUUACCGGUAGCUUGACAAUAUAUAUUUAAGUGUUCACAAUUUCAUAACUUCAAAAUUAAAGUGACUUUGUAAUGAGUACUUUUCUUCCAUUCUAAAGAGAAGCUUUUUGGGAAGCAUGGAUUCUUUUGUGUUCUUUAUGAAAACACAUAUAUUACGACAUAAGUAGAACAUGCAGUACACCUUUUGCUUUGAUUUUUCUUGUUAUUUAAGUGUUAUUUUGCUCACUGGCUGUAACGACCUGUGUGCAUUUUUUUGAAUGUCUUACAAGGUGUUUUUUUUUUUUUUUUUUUGCAUGCUUUUUAUGCAUCCAUAUUUCAGUUCUGUCAGUGGCCUUCAAUCCAUUGAUGUACUGUAUUUCUGUAAGUAACUGUACAUAUAUAUAUUUUUAAUUUGCUUACUUAUUACAAAAUAGAAGACUAAUGUGCCCUAAUGAAGCAGUAGAUGUCCAAGCUAAGAAAACUAACAAAUUAAUGCAUUAACUUGUAUGUGUGUGUAUAUCUAUUGUCUUCUCAGCAUGCCUUCAAUACAGCUAUAUAAACUGUAUACUGUUGAAAAGUAAUUUCUGCUGGAUACAGAAAUUACUUGAAAACUAUCUAUACAUGGACCAACUUACAUUACUUAUGCAAAUCAGUCAUCAGGUUGAUGCUGGAGUAUUGUUAUUGGUGUAUUUGCUGACGUUUACCUCAUCUAAAAAUGCUGAAGUGCUUUAUUGUGUUUUUUUUGCGCCUUAAUCAGUAAAGAAAGCAUUUUCUUUAGAAACGCAUUAUUUACCCUGUUAUUAUCAAGAGGAUUAUUUUUUUGUAAUGGUGUGUAUUUGUUUUGGAUGAAUGUGAGUGGUCAUGGACAAAGAGACUGCUAGCCUGUUUACUCUUUAGUUGUAUAGUUUGUACUGUAAAACUGUAUGUUGGUGUGUAGUGUCUUACUCUGGUGAAGCAAGGCAGUGGACAAAUUUCUUUAAAAACUUUGCUAGGUUGAAACAGGUCUGCAUAAUCAGCCGACCUUAUCAACAUAGUCAAACCUCAACUACAUCUAAAACCUUUCAUUUUAUUUGGCUGAACAUUGUAGUCUGAUUUUAGUAUUUACAGGGCCACACAAUUUUAUGAUUGGAUGCUUAAGAAAUUAUCCAAAAUUACUUGGAAUAACAUCUUUCCACUGAUCUUAAUUAAAAGUUAAGAAUGGUUGUUCCUUCAUUUGUAAACUUGCCAUUUAAGAGAUUUUGCAUGACUGAGACAACUUUUGCUUUUGCAGUAAAAAAAAAAAAAAGGAUCAGAGUUGGAAUUGGUAUCUGUAUUCAGUAUAAGCACAUACUUGAAAAUUUGGCAUCAGUAUACAUAUUGGAAUGGAAUAAGUGAUGUCUGUGCAUUCCUGUCUCAGAGAGUACAAUUGGCUGUGCAGUAAUACACAAGGUCCAUCUUUCUUCACUUUGAGCAAAAAGCCAUUGUGUCCGCAUAAUAUAGUUUAGUUAUAGUUAUAGUUAGGAAUUCUAGACCAGCAGUGCUUAAAGAAGGCUGCUGUCAGGCUUCAUCCUGCUUACAGGUACAGUAAACUGUGCAAGUAUUUGUCCAUGACCUUAUUUUUUAUUUUAGUUACAUUGUACCUUUCUUAUAAAACUGAUUUAUUUAUUCCUAUUAUUUAUACAUUUUUGUGAAGCAUAAAAAGUGAAAAUAUGCUGGCUUUCUGAAAUAUUUUCUGCACCGUUACACAGUCAACCUCCCACAGUUAUGUAAAAUAGUGGCUAAACAAAUCCCUUAGAAAGGAAAGGAAAUGAGGGCACAGGGGUCAACAGUGGGGUAGCUGGAAUGGAAAUCAGUUAGGUCUACAUCCACUUUGCACAUUGUGGAAUCCUUAUGACUGUAAAUCACUCUAAUCAGCAGAACGUCUGUAAGAUAUGUAGUUUGGUUGGUAGUGGAGGUUGAUUGAGGUAUUGGAAGGCUUUGUUGCAACUUUUAAAAACAAAAAUGUCUUGCUAAUCCCUUACUUCUUUCUGGAACUACAGUAGCAAUCCUAGCUACAUUCUUGCAGAGAUUUUACAUUUUCCUUUUCUGAAGAUCACUUGAGUCAAGAGCUGUAAAAGGACUGGCUGUUGCAAGUGAGUAUUAUUUGGCACUCCUAACUAUUCCUGAACUUUGUUUCUUUUGCUCCAGAAACGAAUGAAUAAUUCUGAAGUGCUGUUGGGUGUUAAUUUAUAGAAGACAGGCUAUAACAGACCUUAAAAGGGGGAAAAUACAGUGACUAGGACAAACAAAAAUAGAACUUGAUUGUGGUAGUUACAAGUCUUUGGCCUGCUGAUCCAAAAUACCUAGAGUAAUAUGUUAAUCUUUUUUCGUUUAGUUAAAAGCAUGGAACAAUUUUUAUCUGACCGUGCCAAGCAACUUAAAGCUUGCAGUGGCUUUAGUAAAGAUUGUUGCAGCUAACCUGCUUUCCAAACUUGAGCACUAAAAAAAAAGAAUGGCUGAUUUUCUUUCUUCGUCUAAACUCACUGACCAGUUUUGUUUGACCCAAAUGUUGGCCGAUUCAAAUAAAGUUUUAAUUUUUUUAAUUCUACUUUUGUCAUAAAAUGUGCUUUAUAUAUGCUAUCUUUAGAUUAUUUAAAUUUUACAGCCUGUGUACAUCUACAGUAUUAACAUUUAGGCUUUCUUAAACUUUAAAAUUGCCAGAAUAUACUGAAAAAUAAUAUGUGACCCAUUUACAAAUGAACGUAGCCCAUUUUUGUUCACAGGUGUCCUGCAGCAGGAAAUUCUGCUGUUGUUACUUUUAUGUGCAACGAAUUAGCUUGUUUAUUUAAUUAUAUGGUGCGUUCCUCGUGUCUUGCUUUUUUAAAUAAAUGCAGCUGGUGGGGUUGGAAAAUAAGGCCUUUUCAGCUUGUGAACACGACCUCUCUGUGUUCUACCCAGCCAGUGUACAGUUAAAAGCCUUACUUGUGCGUUAUCUACAUUCAAAAUAUUAGCAUGAACUAAUGCUUUCUUUUUGUAAUGCUGUUUCUUUUGCAUUUAAUCUUUUGUAUUUGUAUUUUUCGGGAAUGUGAUGGACUACAAUGUCCUGAUCAAACUAAGACACAUACACAGAAGUGUCUGUAGACCGCUGUCAGUUCGGUUUCCAAUUGAGUUCACCUGAGUGAAAGUUGACUUGUAUAAAUGGAAGAUGCAGAGUUCUUUGUUCCAGAAUGUUAAGCGGCACACUCUCAUCAGUGUUUUUAAUUGUGUUGAUCAAAUUCCAGUAAUAUGAUAGAACUGGCUAAUGCACAACAGACACAUCAGUCUUGCACAAUUCAUACAGGAUUGUAUGCUGGCAACAAAGACACUACAUAAGCAUAUAAACUUUUGCAACAUGAACAUUUCUGCCAACUUUGUUUUUAGUAAUUAUAUUUACUAAACCUUUUUUGUAUCUUUUUAGGAUUUCAUGAAUUUUCAACAUGUACCCUAGAUGAUUGUAGUCAUUAUGUAAUCAGAUAAUCAUUUUUACAAUGAAACUGCUUUUUUUGUCAAAAGGUGGAGUCUGACACUUUACAAUGUGUUUCAGAUGUAUUUCACUUGCGUUUAACAUAUUCUAAGUUGUAGUUCUAUGAAAGUAGUUUUUAUUAUUUUAUUUUAAACAUGAAUGUCUGGUAGUUUCAAAACAACUGCCGUAAAUGCUUUGAUGGCUAUAUUUUUAUGUGGCCUGUGUAAAAUGUAUAUAUGUAUAUAAACAGUCACAGAAAUGCCUUGUUCCUUCUCUGUGUCCAUCGCUUGUCAUUUUUUGUGAUGUGGAGGUGUUGUUUUCUCCCCUCAUUUUUUAAAAUUUUAUUAUUUUAAAUUGGCAACAGUGUGUUCAAAUAUAAUAAAAUAUUUUUUACACCUUG
Messenger RNA from Astyanax mexicanus (Mexican tetra), 6747 nucleotides. RefSeq names its product phosphatidylinositol-4-phosphate 5-kinase, type I, alpha, b (gene pip5k1ab). The record is from RefSeq and is a predicted model, not a curated record. NCBI's taxonomy places the organism in Eukaryota, Metazoa, Chordata, Actinopteri, Characiformes, Acestrorhamphidae. Gene Ontology annotation, biological process: phosphatidylinositol metabolic process. Bases 94 to 1815 code for a protein of 573 amino acids. Gene Ontology annotation, molecular function: phosphatidylinositol kinase activity. The transcript is spliced from 16 exons.